Osmerus eperlanus (European smelt) is the source of this 6286-nucleotide messenger RNA. It is a transcript of the gene nhsb, whose product is annotated as Nance-Horan syndrome b (congenital cataracts and dental anomalies). The transcript has 12 exons. The coding region runs from base 242 to 5635 and encodes 1797 amino acids. NCBI's taxonomy places the organism in Eukaryota, Metazoa, Chordata, Actinopteri, Osmeriformes, Osmeridae. The record is from RefSeq and is a predicted model, not a curated record. Gene Ontology annotation, biological process: cell differentiation; lens development in camera-type eye.
CGGCGACCGGGGCAGGCGCACCACCGACCACUGUAUGCGGGCUGGCUGGCGGCGCGCUCCGGCCGUGUGAGAGAGUGUGUGUGCGCGUGUGACCAGAACGUCGCAAAGGAUGGAGGAUAUUAAGGAGAUAUUGGGAAUUUUGAAUUGACGAGGGGACAGCGAAACAACUGCUCUUGGAUUUUUUAUUUAUUUAUUUAUUUUGUCCUCCAUAGGGUGGGAUUGGGAUUAUUCCGCAUGCAAGAUGCCGUUCGCCAAACGGAUCGUGGACCCCCAGUUACUGUGCAGGCAUCCGAUCCCCAACGACGAGGGGUUAGUGUUCGAGGAUCUGGGCUCCGUCACAAGUGUUGUUUUGGCCCGGACCCUGCGGCAGUUGUCGGAGCUGGCCAGACACGCCUGCUCGUUAUUCCAGGAGCUUGAGAAUGAGAUUCUCACCACCAACCAGCGGGUCUGGCACCUUCAGACCAAAAUAGGCAGGAUACAAGAGACCGCCAGCGCUUUGGACCCCAAAAAGGAGGCAGUGCCGGUGUCUAACCUGGAAGUGGAAAGUAAGAUAACGUCUCACUACCAAGCGCCAUGGCACCAGCAGCAGAACGUCUUCCACCCCUGCACCCGGCCACCGUGCCUGGAGGAGCUGCACACACACGCCAGGCUCAGCCUCCGCGCCCUGCACAGAGAUCAGCAGCAGCGACAGCGGUCGACCAGCAGAGAGCGCAGAGUCACCAUCUCCAUCUCUGUGGCUCCGCCUCCUUUGCCCACCUUCCCCUCACCACGCAGGAGACAUGAGCAGAGGAGCCGGCACGCUCAUGCGCAGCAGCAGGAGAAAGCAGAGAGAGAGGCAGACUUCCAGCCCAGGAAGGAGAGGAUAACAAGAGAGACAGAAAUACAAACGAUACAAAGAAAGGAGAGACCAGGGAGAGAUGCAGACUUCCGGACCUUACAGAGAAAGCGUGCUCACUCCCCCUCCCCCUUUGAGUGUUGCCUGUUCUUCCACUGGAGCAGAAAGUCUACCUCUACCUCAGAGCCAGACACUGAGGUGUCUGAGGGGCGCAGGAACAAGUGUGUUGCUGCUCACCCCUCCUCCAUGACGGCCCAGCAGCAGACCGCAUGGUCCAAGGCCACGUCCCCAGAGGACAGGCACAAAACGGACCCUCAACUGCUGUCCUCCUGCAUCAUCCCCAUAAACGUCACGGGCAUGGGAUUCGACCGCGAGGCGAGCGCACGCUGCUCUCUGGUCCACUCCCAGUCCGUGCUGCAGAGGAGGAGGAAGUUGAGGAGGAGGAAGACCAUAACCGGCAUCCCCCGACGAGUCCAGCACGACAUGGAUUCAGACGAGUCUCCCGUGGCGAGGGAGAGGACGCUGAUCGUGCACGCCAACCCUCACCUCUCGCUGUGCCAGGAGGAGGAGCUGAGCCUCAGCGGGCACCGCCUCCACACCCGCGACUCCGGCUGCCAGACAGACGACUUCCUCAUCGCCGCCGCCGCCCCUUCCCGCCGGCGAAUCAGGGCCCAGCGAGGCCAGGGGAUCCCCGCCUCCCUGUCCCACUCCACGGGCAACAUCCUGUCCCUGCCGGACCACUCGGAAGUGUACACCUCCUCGGCCUCCGGGGGGCGCCUGCGCUCUCGCAGUCUACCGAGGGAGGGGGGCCGCCUCAGGGACGAGGUCGACAGCGACGAGGACGAGGACGACGACGACGAGGACGACGACGACGAGGACGACGACGAGGAGCUGUCCCCGUACGAGGCGGAGGACUUCCUGCCCGGGCCGGGCCAGAGGAUGAUGAUGAUGAUGAAGGAUGAAGAGGAGAGCACGGACGACCAGGCCAUGCCUGAGCUGCAGCUGGGCAGCCUGAAGCGGUCCCAGAGAGGGGGAGGGGGAGGAGGGGGGGGAGGGGGAGGAGGAGGGGGGAGUCCGGAGCACGGCUGGAUGGAGCGAGGGCGCUCCCGGCUGCCUCGCAAGGCCGACAUGGGCAGCUGCGAGGUGUCGUCGUCCUCGGACACCUUCUCCAGUCCCAUCCACUCCCUGUCCACCACAGGGGGGCUCGGUGGGGGAGUCGACCACAAGGAGGACCACCAAUCAUCUAGCGGGAACUGGAGUGGCUCCUCCUCAACCUGCCCUUCCCAGACCUCCGAGACCAUCCCCCCUCCUUCCUCCCCGCCCCUCACAGGCUCCUCCCAUUGCGACUCGGAGCUUUCGCUCAACGCCGCGCCGCACGCCAUCGACGAGUUGACAGGCUUCAUCAUUGACCCCUCCUACCAGGAUCGCCCUCAGUGCCAGGGUCAGAGGUCAAGCUCCUUCACCUCCUCAGCGACAGACCAGCUGGAUGACGCUGGGGUCAGUACCGCUAGCGAGGGGGAGUGGGCCUACCCUCCGGACCAGCCUGACCAAGACCAGGACCAGGCAGGGGCUCAGGACUACAGCCCCAAACGUGGACUGGAGGAUCAUGGGAGCAGGGGGCUAAGGUCUGGGGCCUACCCCACCACCUACCAGGGCUUCUCUGAUCCACAUAGUCUGAGACAGACAGAGACAGAGCCUCACCCACACACUCUCCUCUCCUCCUCCUCCCACUCCGGGCAGGGCUACAGGGGCUAUCUGUGUGACUAUCCAGCUCUAGGCUCUGACUGUGGCCAGGGGCAGGGAGGGGGUUGCAGAGGGGGCACUAUGACCCUGGGGAGGCCCUGCCGGCCGCUGAGAAAGGCUAAGGCCAAGCCUCCACCUCCCAGGAGGAGCUCCUCCCUGAAGGAGAGCAGUGGUGCCAGUGUUGACCCGGAGAUAACCGUGAGGGACUCAGAAACAGGACCUGGACCAGACCCAGACCCAGACCAAGGCCAAGACCAAGGCCAAGACCAAAAUAAAGACCACGGUCAAAAUCAAGACCAAGGCCAAGACCAAAAUAAAGACCACUGUCAAAAUCAAGACCAAGGUCAAGACCAAGACCACAACUUAAGCCAGAGCCAGAGCCAGGAACAGGAUCAAAAUCGAGAUCAUGGACAGGACCAGGGUCAAGACCAGGGCCAGAGUGAAGAUCAGGCCCAGGCCCAGGCCCAGGCCCUGAACCAGGCCCAGGCCCUGAACCAGGCCAGGGACCAAGACCAGGACCAGGACCAACCAAAGAUAGGUAGUGAAGAGAACCUAAGCUUGUCUUCCGGCGAUGGGCAGCUGGAACUUGAACUAGGGGGGGGCUCAGGCCAGUUGGACCCAUCAGGGUUGGUGACACAGCCUCUGGGAGCCUGGGGGGUUGGUGUGGACCUAACAGAGCCCACCUCCUUUGGCUCCACAGACACACAUUCCUUCAAGGACGAAGGGGCUGUUCAGUCUGACUAUGCCAACCUAUGGCUGCACAGUGACCUCAAAUCCCCCGCCCCCUACCCCCCCCUCUCCAACUCCAGCCCUGGCACCACCAUCAUCGAGUGUCUGCGAUCUCCGGAGAGCCCCUGUUCUGCCCCCCCUCCUCCGCCCCCUCAGGCCUCCCCCCUCCUCCCCCCAGGGGAGGCAGACUACAGACUGGGCUCUCCCGAGAAGCUGGCCGGCCUGGCCUCACCCUCGAGUGGCUACUCCAGCCAAUCAGAGACGCCCACGUCAUCAUUCCCCGCCGCCUUCUUCCCCUGCCCUGUGUCGCCCACCAGCGGUAAGAGGAAGCCCAAAGUACCCGAGAGGAAGUCCUCCCUGGCCUCGCUGCAGCGUGACCCCGCCCCUUCCUGUCGGACAGAACCGGACUUCCCCCCGCCUCCCUCCCAGUUGGAUUUGAGCGCGCUCCACAGCCACGGACAUGGCCACUCCUACGCUCGACACACCCUGUCCCACAGGACACAUCUUCACACGCUGCACCACCACAAGCAGAGGGCAGUGGCCAUGGCGGCCGCUGCAGCAGAAGCGAGGGCCGCGGGUUCAACCAUGCACGCCGAGGGUUCUGGCUCCGCCUCCAUCCCCCUGGCAAUAGGCCCCUCCCUCCUGGCAGCCAUCACACCCUCAGCGCUUCGAUCCGUCCAACUGAGGUCCGUUGGUGGUCAGAGCCUUAAGAACAGUAGCGGGACAGAAAUGGAGAACACCGCCACCAGACCCAAAUGUCCCGGCAUGGCCACUGUAGCCCCCACCCUGUCCGUCAACACCAGGCCCCUCCCCCCUCGGAGACCCCCUCCUCAGAGACCAGCCCCUCAGCCUGACCCUCACUACUCCUCCCCCGAGCACCUCCCCCCUCCUCCCCCCCGCCAGCACCCAGACGGCCCCCCUCCUUACGAGAGCCUGCGUCUGCGACAGGACCGGUAUGGACCCGGAACAUUCUGGGCCAUGACGGCCUUCAGAACCCGCGUGGAUUCCCCUGAGGACCCUCCCCAUCGCCCCCCGCCGCACCCACCACACCCCUCCCCUGUAGACAUGCACAUCACGCACUCCCACACACACCCGCCGGAGUUCAGGGUGCUGGGAGAACGCAUGUUCUCCCCCGAGGAAGAGGACGAUGAGGACGAAGAAGAGGAGGAGGAAGAGCCGCAGAGGGAGACCUUACAGACUUCCAGAACGAUGAGCUCCAGGACAGGGGUGAUGAUGGAGCCCCGUGCCCCACCAGGGUAUGUCCUGACUGGGGAGAGGCAACAUGGGCCUGGGGGCUGGGGUGUUCCUGGAGGGACAGACUCAGGACCUUGUUACAGUCCAGACAAAGUGCCUGCAGGGAGGACAUACAUAUCGCACCCUUACUUAAUCAACAAUGCACUGGGAGGACGAAGAGCUGGAGGAGGAGCAGGGGAGGAAGAGGAGGAGGAGGAGGAAGAAGAAGGUCCUAGCAGGAGUGCUCCUAACCAAGAUGGCCGAGAGGAAUCCACCACCCCUGAUACAGAAGGAUAUUUUAGCAAAGACUCCACCCCCAGUGACAACUCACUCUCUCCCCUGACUGAUGACAUUAAAACCGACGAUGACAUUGUCUUCACGUCGCCCAAUAAAAUGCGUACAACUGAGGACUUGUUUGCCAUGAUACACAGGUCCAAGAGAAAGGUCUUAGGCAGGAAGGAUUCCGGUGAACUGGGUUCGAAGAACCGCCUGUGUCCUCCGGCGCCCCCCGUCCCCAUAACAGCUGCCCCGGCACCAGCCAUGGCCAUGGCACCGGCCGCUCCUCUGAGCACCCCAACCACCCCCGCAACCGCCGCCGCUCUCCCGGCCGGCGCCCAGCGUGCCCCGGUCCCUAUUUACCGGUGCGCGAAGAAGUCCAGCACCUCCAACGAGGAGUUCAAGCUGCUCCUCCUCAAGAAGGGCAGCAGGACUGAUUCUAGCUACCGCAUGUCUGCCAUCGAGAUCCUGAAGAGCCCCAUAGCUCCAAAGAAUAUCGGGGACACCCUCAUGGAGGGAGGGGCGAGACCGGGGGCUGGCGAGGAGCUCCCCUCCCCCCUCCAAGAUCUACCCUCGGUCCCCGACCAGCUCCUGCCCCCGCCUGGCCUCUUCCCCCCAAGGCCCACUGCUGAGAGCUUCACCACGAAGACCCUCCCCAUGUCCGCGGCCUCACGCCAGGGCAGGUCAAGGAUCCCCCCGGCGGCCAAUAGCAGCCGCUACAGCGCGCGAUCCCGCCUCUACACAGCCCCCAUGCAGGCCAUCUCAGAGGGAGAGACCGAGAACUCCGAUGGCAGUCCCCAUGAUGACCGGUCGUCCUAGUGUUAGGAUGGAACUAACCAGGACCACAUCCAGACCAUGACCCAAUCUCCUACUGCCCCAAAACAAUCGUAUGCAAACCUGUCAAAUAGAGGCUUGGGUCAGGGAGUCAGGGGUCACGCGGGCGGAGGUCAGAGGCUCCAGCUGGAGGACCUUGUUGUUUUACAUCCAGGGUCAAAACAUCAUUUUGUUCAGAUGAACUAAUUAGACUUCUUAUUGUGACUGGGCGCUCUUCUCUUUUUAUACUAUCCAGAUAAGGAGUGGAAGUUAAAGAAAAGGGGAUGUAAGACCCGUGUGUGUGGGUGUGUGUGUAUCGGAGCAAAUGGAACAUCCACUGUUAUUUCUACUUCCUGCUUAAUUAAGGGGACUGGUAUGCCAGCAGAGGAGCAUCUUUCAGAAGUCCCCUACACCCCAUGAACACAUGAUCUUGGCUGCAUGUUGAGAAGCUGGAGUGUUGAGGUGCUGUUGGACUAUUGAUCAGUAAUUAUUAUGGUGUAUCUGUGGUGUAUGUAGCUGUAGCAGAGCUGGUCUGAGGACUAGUGUGUUGGCCCUAACCCGAGACCUGAAGAUACACACAACUACGCUAACUUGCUUAGCAAGUUAGCAAAAACCUUUUCAGCGAGUCCAGUACCUGGGUUAUGUUUCUUAUGAUGU